Messenger RNA from Prosopis cineraria, 1184 nucleotides. RefSeq names its product cyclin-dependent kinase inhibitor 7-like. NCBI's taxonomy places the organism in Eukaryota, Viridiplantae, Streptophyta, Magnoliopsida, Fabales, Fabaceae. Gene Ontology annotation, cellular component: nucleus. Gene Ontology annotation, molecular function: cyclin-dependent protein serine/threonine kinase inhibitor activity. The transcript is spliced from 4 exons. Gene Ontology annotation, biological process: negative regulation of cyclin-dependent protein serine/threonine kinase activity. The record is from RefSeq and is a predicted model, not a curated record. Bases 70 to 693 code for a protein of 207 amino acids.
CUCUCUCUCUCUCUCUAGGCUUCGCAGCAUUACCAGAGUGAGCUAGUAAGGAGAAGAGAAAGGAAGAUAAUGGGUGACAAUAAACGCAGCGUUUCAAUGAUUGCAGACACGGAUACUUCAACCGGAGCUUUCGUUUCCAAGAAGAGGAAACCUAGCGUUGAUGGUUUUGGUUCUUCUGAAUUGGAGUUAUGCCCUUCUGACUACCACCUUCGCAACAUUCGUGAGUGUGGAGGGCUGCACAACAUGACGGUUUCACCUGCUAGCUCGGUGAAUUCCGCCGGGACAGUGGUUUCUGGCCGGUCAUUCUCCUGCUGUUCCAGCAAUGUCAAAACUAGCUCAAGCGUUGUGGACAGCACUACGACGCCGCCGCGGCCGCCGCUAGAUCUGGAGGCCAAGAGUUUCGAUACUGUAGAAUCAACAUGCAGCAAUAUCAAAUUGCUCAGCGGAGACAUGUACUUGUUAAGCGAAUCAUCCGGAGACUCGGAAGAAACAAUGACGUUACAAGUGAAAUCACCAUCGGCGGUGGUGAACAAGCAGCGGAAUAUUCCGGUGGCUAAUAUGCCACCAAAGGAGGAGAUUGAGGAGUUCUUUGCAAUGGGUGAGAAGUACGAGCAAGAACGUUUCGCGGAGAAGUACAACUAUGAUAUUGCUGAAGAUAUGCCGUUGGAUGGCCGGUACCAAUGGUUCGUUUAAAUUGAAUGUGCAUGAUGAAUCAGUAUAGGAGAGAGAAGGAAAUUUCACAGGACUAAUUAAAGGGUGAGGAGGCUAACCUGACACAAGGUAAAAUCGAAGUUGAGAAUGCGAAUUCCGAUUGCUAGCUUGAUCGGGUUGGUUUUGCACAGCUAACCGCUUUCUCUUUAUCUAUGUUCUGCAAUAGAAGCUGUAGCUUUCUGCGACAUUGUCACUGUCAUAUAGGCAGAGAGCACUUAAAUGGAAUCUUUCUUUCUGCAAGUGAAAUCACGUAAAUCAGAGUUGCAAGGACGGGGAAAAUCGCAUUAAUUUGAUGUCCGAGUGUUGUCAUUGAGCUUCUUUUUCAUAGUUUCCAGCAGAAUAAAAUGAGAUUCCGCCAAUUCCUAGGGUGGUUUUAUUCAUUGGGGAGGGAAAAUUCAUGGAUAAAAACAUUAAUUUGUGCCGAUAAGUUUCUAUGAAUAAUGUAUGUGCUUUGGGAAUUUCUUUUGGUUGUU